AUGGCGAAAAGACUAUCGUCGCUCUUCUCUUUGUCGCGGGACGGCGACCACCAUAAUCACCACCAGCAAACCGAAGCGACACCAGCGACGGCCAGCUCGCCUCAAACUGCUCCUCAGUCACCUCACAAGCUACACAAAUCCCGCUUUACCUCAUCCUCGCAGAUCGACCUCAAUGAUGGCCUUCCUCCCCUCGCUCCUCCUCCUCUCUUGACCGAGUCCGGCUCGGUGCGCCCUCCGAGUAGCCAUCGAAGCGGGACCGACAGUAGACCAACUAGUAGGAAUAGCAGCGCACAUAGUCGAGACGGAAGCAGGAGUCGGCCGCAGACACCCAAUCUAUUGAUACCACCUGGCAAUACCGGCUCGCCAGGUCUCCCCGCUACAUCUCCCGUGGCCAAGAUCACCAAGAAGAAGAGUUGGCUUCCAGGGAAAUCGGACAAACACAGAUUCGAGGAUGGUCCAAGAUCAUCUAAGGCCUGGAUAGCAGGUAUCCGUGAUCAUAUGCCAUACGACUUGGCGCCUCUGUCCAAAGGCGAGAGAGUCCCUGACUUAUGGAACGACCGCGGGGAUACUGUUAUCUAUCUCUACCCACCUUCCUCAGGCAAAGGCCCUUGCUUUCGGAUCGACUCGGCCCUCCUUGCUGACUCAAGUUCGCUCAUAAACUUGCGCAGGCAGUCUCCCACUUCUCCGGUGGAUAGAAAUGGUGACAUUCCACAAAUCCAGACACCCUUCUCAGCGCUGUCUAUGAGCCCUCAACAGAUUCGUCCUCCAUCCCAGGAUUCGAGCUCAACCUAUCGCACCACCAACUUCUCGGUACCGAACAUCGUCACCUCGUUCACUGAGGAAAAGCAUGUUUACCUGCCUAUGGCCUUCGACGCUGACCUGUCUCAGCCAGAAUCAGAACCACAAGGCGACGACUUUGAGCUUGUCGUACUCUACCGUAACUUCUUUGCCUUUCUUGUUGGAGGAGCCCUCGUGUCGACGCACAGGCAGCUGUCCCUGUUUUCCAUCUUUAUGGGGAUCAGUACCAUUCUCAAGCGAUUGGGGUUUUCAAACUCGGACGGCUCCACAUGGGGCGAUGUGCCGUACAACAGCUUCUCACGUUAUUGUGACGAGCUGAGAUUGGCAGAUGUAAGAUCAAGUCGAGAAAAGACAAUCGAGGCAAUCGUACUGGGCGAACAUCUCAAAUCUUGGCCUUUGUACAACGAGGGGUUCUGCCACGCUGUUGGGAGGCUGGCCGAUCUCAAAUCGAUCAAGAGCCCGAAGUAUGAAAUGAUGUCUCCCAUCACCAGGAACCGCUUGGAGCGUGCACAGAUCGACCUCGAGCAGAGGUUACUGGUGGUCAGAGGCAAGCUGGAGGACUUCGAUUUCCCCUCGAUGUUUGCAGGAAUCGCCAACUCGCAGACUGCUACAGAAGCCAAGUUGAUUCGUUUCAAGGAGUGGAAAGCCGCCUUUCUAGAUUUCCGGCGCUUCAUGUUGUCGUAUCUGCGGCGGAGAUACGGUGCUUGGCCACCCAAGGCAUCCUCGAAGAAGAAUAACUUUGAAGAAAGCGGUCUGAACCGGAUUCUGUUACGGGAGCUGUACAAGGAUCUUACAGACUUGUACGACAUCCUCGUCGACCGGUCCUCUUUUACAACUCGUACAGCAGACAUGCCGCCCAUGGAUGAAGACGCAGAGACAAGCGACCAGAACGAGACCAUUCAGCAUGCCAUCAGACGCAUCGAGAGCGAGUAUGACCGAGCAACUCCGCCAGUCUUGCCUCCAGUUCCUUUCGACACGCCUCUGAUUCCACAAUUCUCCAACAGUUUCAAUCGCCGGCACGUGCUGAUGUCUGACAAGUCAGCUGCCUCGAAUAAAAAGCUGAAGGAGAAUGAAAUCAAUGAAGUGCUCUUGGGUUCAUACAAUCGCGAGUCGAUCAAUGCAAGCACCUUCAUUCAAGACUUCUUCAACUAUGAGCGUCAACUGGGAAAGGGGAAAACAUUGGAACAGGUUGUAGACGCACGAUGCGGGCAGUGGCUUUUCGUCUAUGCAGUUCUUCAGGCACUGCCAAUGACUGUUGUGGAUGCGAGAGACCUGAAGCAUACCGAAGGGGUGGAAUACUACCUCUGCGUGGCGCCACGGGGAGGUAGGCCAUGGCUGAAAGAAGAUCAGUCAGUUUCGCGAGCGUGGUACAACGUGAGCAACGGUGGUGGCUACGUGAGUCUCCCUGCGGACCUGAUAGACCAUAGCGUGGAGGGAGUCUAUCGGCGCAGUCACUGCUGGACGGAAGCCUCGAAAUGGACCCAACAAUCACCUCAGCAUGCCGUGAUCGAUACCUUCCAUCGUGCCGAUACGAAUGGCCUACUACCCCGGCCUGCCAGUGCCCUUGUUCAGUCGCCGUCCGCCAGCCCUGCGCAAUCGCCGCAUGCCAGUCCUCUACAUUCCCCACUGUUGCGGCCGAUAUCGCCGCCUGGCUCUCCAGGGUUCCGUCCUUCGAGUCGAGAUCGAAUUUCGGUCAACCUAGGGCUGGAGGCUACAGAGGCUCCGCCAUCGGUGCGCAGCAGCUCACGACCGCCACCGAUACUCAAUCCGAACAUCACUUUCGACGCGAUCUUGGGCACGACUGACGAAGGGGCGAAGGGUAAGGGAAAGAAGGGGAAGAAAUAG
Messenger RNA from Cladophialophora carrionii CBS 160.54, 2643 nucleotides. RefSeq lists its product as uncharacterized. The transcript has a single exon. Lineage: Eukaryota; Fungi; Ascomycota; Eurotiomycetes; Chaetothyriales; Herpotrichiellaceae. The record is from RefSeq and is a predicted model, not a curated record. The coding region runs from base 1 to 2643 and encodes 880 amino acids.